Messenger RNA from Callorhinus ursinus (northern fur seal), 3565 nucleotides. RefSeq names its product GrpE like 2, mitochondrial (gene GRPEL2). Gene Ontology annotation, molecular function: protein homodimerization activity; adenyl-nucleotide exchange factor activity; protein-folding chaperone binding. NCBI's taxonomy places the organism in Eukaryota, Metazoa, Chordata, Mammalia, Carnivora, Otariidae. Gene Ontology annotation, cellular component: PAM complex, Tim23 associated import motor. The record is from RefSeq and is a predicted model, not a curated record. Gene Ontology annotation, biological process: protein folding; protein import into mitochondrial matrix.
AUCGGGAAUAUGGCCGCGCGGUCCGUCUGGGCGGUCCGGCGGCUGUUGCAGCGUCUCCUUGCCUCGAGUGCCGCGUCCGAGGGCAGGGGAUGGCCACAUCCUUUCAGCACUGCCACCCAGAGAACUGCUGGUGAGGACUGCAGUUCUGAGGACCCUCCCGAUGAGCUUGGGCCCUCUCUGGCAGAACGAGCCUUAAAGCUUAAAGCUGUGAAACUGGAGAAGGAAGUCCAGGACUUAACAAUGAGAUACCAGAGAGCUGUAGCUGAUGGUGAAAACAUAAGGCGGCGAACCCAGAGAUGUGUUGAAGAUGCCAAGAUAUUUGGAAUUCAGAGUUUCUGCAAGGACCUGGUAGAAGUGGCAGACAUUUUGGAGAAGACUAGAGAGUGCAUUUCUGAAGAAACAGAGCCUGGGGACCAGAAGCUCACUUUGGAGAAGAUCUUCCGAGGCUUGUCACUUUUAGAAGCAAAGCUGAAAAGCGUGUUUGCCAAACAUGGCCUGGAGAAGAUGACACCCGUCGGUGACAAAUAUGACCCUCAUGAGCAUGAACUCCUCUGUCACGUGCCAGCUCGUGUUGGGGUGCAGCCUGGCACCGUGGCGUUAGUAAGGCAGGAUGGCUACAAGCUUCACGGCCGCACCAUCAGACUUGCCCGGGUGGAAGUGGCUGUGGAGUCUCAGAGAAGACUGUGAAUGGGCCAUGAGGAACCGAAUGUUCCAGGGUACAGUCACCUGUGUUUCCUUUAUUUAUUAAACUAGGUUUGUAUUGUACAUGAGGUACUUCAUGUGAUCUGUUUUGGAUUUAGUCAUAUUGGCUUUAUUUCUAAGAUACUCUACUGAUUUAAUGUGACCUCUUUGGUCUCAUCGGAAGUCUUGCCAUUGGGCACUUGAACAAUGUGACAAGUGAUCCUAUGGCCUUCAUCCAAGUAUGUUUAAGAGAAUUAUUUUGAAAUUGGUACUCUGAUGACUGUCAAUUGAAAAUCUUUUUAAAAUGUGGAAAUGAGUAUGUGUUCAUGUAUUUUCAACUGAAUGUUUCUUUCUAAUGGUCCCUAUAACGGGAACUAUAUAGGAUCUUGUACUUCAUGGGAAAAGGAGAUGGUAGGGAUUGGUUCAACAGCUGGGUACUUAGAUGAUAAAGCUUUAGAGUUGCAUGAGUUUAGACCGCCCGGGUUGGUUUGUAUACACACAGGUUUUCAGGAUUUCCCCUUUCGGUUUUAUUUGCCUUUUCGCCAUCUUUGUUCUUGCGGUCCCCGCCAGGUGGGCCGUGUGCACGUGCAUUGUCCCGUUCCGACUGCCGUUUACAAGGGCUAAGCAAGGCCCAGGCAAGACUUGGGAGCCAGAGCAGCAUAACAGAGCUCAGGCUCUGGAGGCAUAGAAAGGAAAUAUCAAGAAAUUCAAGAUACCAGGUUCUUUUCUGGUGAGUAUGACCAAGAAUCCUUGUGCUUUCCUGGCUGAGUUACCUUCCAGUUAUUUUCGGCCUCCCUAGGUAUAUAAUUAUUUCAGGGGAACCAAGGCAGCACCAAUAGCUAAUGACCCAAAUCAGUCUAUGUAGGUAAUUUACCUACAGCUUUUGUCUCCACUAGUCCUUAAAGUUUCUGCUGUGUCAGAUUUGCCUCAUCAUCCUUUGUUAGAUUAUGCAGGGAGGCAGUCAGGACAAAAAUGUUAGGUUUCUACAAUUUCUCAUUUUAUUUAGUUAUGCUGAAUCUUUUUUACUUGGUACUCGCAAAUCACUACCUCUCUCACACCGAUAAGCUUUAUUUUCUAGUUUUCCUCUCUUUUUUAUGUUACGUUUAUUAACAUCUAGCUGUCCUUUAUGUAUUGACCUCCUAGAAUUAAUGAGCCUAUAUGUUUAUUUUUUUACUUUUUUUAGCCCUGCUUAUGGCUGGUGUUCUGUAAAAGAUCUGUUCAGUAAAUGAGCCAGUGAAUGACCUACCAGUCAGACUUUAGAAAGGAGGUCAGUUACGGAGACUUUAAUGUUCAAAGAGGCCUUAAUGAUGAUCUCAUCUCACCCUUUCAGCUUCUUAAGCAUGAAAACGUCUUUUUAAGACUGGACUCAAAAAAUGUCUACAACUAGUAACCUAAAUUUCAGUAAGAACUUGAAUAAGGAACAACUAGAUACUAACUUUAAUCAUUUAAGAUCCAACAGUUCUAUAAUGAACGUGCAAAUAUGUCCCCAGUGGACAAAGAUUGUUAGAUGUCCAGAUUGCAUAGGUUCAGGCUUUUUAAGUUAGUUAUCCCCAUUCUGUGGAGUAUUCAAAGUUAUCCUCUUAGACAUCAUAGAUAGUUCUAGCAGACUCCUCAUAUGUAUCAAUAAAGCCAUCCCCCAAUGGGCCCUGCCAUCUCCACCAGAAUUAGAUACUUAGAAAAAAACAAAUGAGUGCUUUUAAGAAGCAAACAAAAGACUGGUAGUAAGAUUUUUAAACCAGAACCUCUUUGGGCUUUCCACUAAGUGCAUACUGUAAAUUUAAUGAGCAGUUGGAUUUCACAAUAGGAAUUUGUCUUUUUUUUUUUUUGCCUUCAUUCCUUUGAGAUUGACAGAUGGUGGCAACAAGAAAAGGAGCCAAUUGCAAUUACCUAUGUGUUCUUGAAUUACUAGCUGUCAUUUUCAGUGAAUUAGAACAACCAUCAUUUUAGGUAUGGACUGUUCCAAGUACUUGAAGAGUUUUCUAAUAUACCUUGCAAACUCCUGUUUUAGCAAGUAGAUUGAGAAUAACUUUUAAGUUCUUUUAUUAUUCAGUAGUUAUGCAGACUUAAAAGUGUAAAUUUAGAAGAUGGAGCUACAAUGGUAAGAAUCUCAAAAAGUUGGGCUUUUGGGAGCCAGAGCAGCGUAAUAGAGCUUAGGCUCUGGAGGCAUAGACUUGAACAUAAAUCCCAGCCCGGUCACCUGUGUGAUCUUGGGCCCCAGUCAUUUCACCCUUCUGAGCCUGCUUCCUUGUUUGUACCAUGAUUAUAAUUCCCUCACAGUAUUGUGAAGAUUAAACAAAAUGUGUAAAUUGUCUACUGCAGUAGGCCCUCAAAUAUUUAUUUUUAUUACUUUUUAUUAUACAUGUUAUUUUGCGUAUGUUUUUAUAGCUGCCUAAAGUCUAGGGAAAGGGGAAAACUGGUUAAAUGCUGCUUCUCUAUAAAAAAAAAUUGUAAUUUAAUCAAUCACAGUGACUUAUUUUCCUUCUAGCUUUUGUUUUUUUCUGUGUUUUUUAAACUAAUGCAAGAAAUCCACACUUUUAGACUGGAGGAGCAAGAAAAUUGCGUGUGUGCUCUUCUUUACUUUGAUCUUGAUGGGAAAGCGAAAAAAUGUUGUAGGCCUGCAGAUAUGUAAGGAAGCUUUGGCUCACUUGAAGAGGGGAUCCUGGUGUUUCAGUACAUGGAUUCUACAAACCUUGUACAGAUUUUCUUCAGUGUCAUAAGGGAAUCAGUUUGAUACUGAUAAGUUAAUUGGUGCUCUUUCAUGGCAAAGAAUCCGAUAAGUGAAGAAAGGUUCUUGUACACUAAAGCAAAUCAAAUAGGGAAAACUAAGGAUGAAAUAGAAUAUUCAGAAGCAACUUCAAUAAAAACCUGAAUUGACAAAGCUGCA